Messenger RNA from Dromiciops gliroides (monito del monte), 1091 nucleotides. It is a transcript of the gene ICOS, whose product is annotated as inducible T cell costimulator. Bases 71 to 682 code for a protein of 203 amino acids. The record is from RefSeq and is a predicted model, not a curated record. The transcript is spliced from 5 exons. Gene Ontology annotation, biological process: cell-cell adhesion; T cell costimulation; T cell tolerance induction. Lineage: Eukaryota; Metazoa; Chordata; Mammalia; Microbiotheria; Microbiotheriidae.
GAAGACGUGAAUUUAUUCGUCAGCUUUGAAAAAUCCUGAGAGAGGGUGGUAGCAUCUGUUUCAGGCAAAAAUGAAGAUAGACAUCUUACUUUUUGUUCUCCUCUGCCUCCAGGCUAAAGUUCUAGCAGAAAAUUUCAAUGAGUCUACCCAGCUAAAGUUGAUUGAAUUCCAUAGUGGAAGCUUAAAAUUGACCUGCCACUAUCCUGAAAAUGCCCGGGACUUUAAAAUGCAGUUGUUGAAGGGGACUGGAAAGCAAAAAAUCUGUGAACUCAAGAAGGAUAAACACAGUGUUCAAAUGACCAAGGAGUUGGUGUCUUGUCAGCCCGAGCUUUCCAAUACAAGUGUAAUCUUCUUCUUGUCUGACUUGAACAGCACUCAUACUGGCCAUUACUUCUGUAGUCUACAUGUUACUUUUCCUCCUCCUUACCAGAACAGUACUUCAAAUGGAGCUUUUUUAUAUAUCUAUGAAUCAAAGUCUUGCUUCCAUCUGGUCCUAUCGCUAUCUAUUAUAAUUGCAUGUCUACUCUGUUGCAUGGGAAUAUUUGCUGGUACAUUUUCUUACUGUGUAAAGAAAAAGAUGAGCCAAAACCAAUCUAAUGCUCAUGAAACUAAUAGUGAAUACAUGCUUAUGGCUGCAGUGGCUGCAGCUAAAAACCCUGGAUUCAAAGGUAUGAGAACCUAAUCUGAAGCUCAAGUGUCCAGGCUGGGGAGCACACAAAUCAACUCUGGCUAUUUUGAAUUCAGUAUUCUUCUUCUCAUUCAACCAGGGGUUUUGAAUUCAUUUUGUUAUUAUACUAUGCUUGGAUCUCAGUACUACGUCUGUUAAUAGCUUUUCCACAGGUUGGAACAGUAGGGCCCAGCUCAGAGCAAAUGUACUUUGCUCAUGUGUCUUAUCCAUAGGAAAAAAUAAACAUAUCCACCUUUAAAAAAAAACUCAAAAAAGAAUGAAGCCAAUGUUAUAGAAUCUCUUCUAAGGAAAAUAUCUAGCACCCAUUCUCAGAGCACUCACAGACUACCUCUUCUAUUCUGUGGAGUUCAGUUUACCAUUACUUAGCAAAAACCCUAGAAGCUUGAAAUAUACCCAUAGGACA